Messenger RNA from Anopheles nili, 1185 nucleotides. RefSeq names its product transmembrane protein 192-like. Gene Ontology annotation, cellular component: late endosome; lysosomal membrane. The record is from RefSeq and is a predicted model, not a curated record. NCBI's taxonomy places the organism in Eukaryota, Metazoa, Arthropoda, Insecta, Diptera, Culicidae. The coding region runs from base 46 to 840 and encodes 264 amino acids. The transcript has 5 exons.
CGAAUGGGAAGUAUGUCAGCAUAGCAUCGGGGCUGUGGAAAUAGUAUGGUCAGUUUGCUUCGGAACUUCACUUCGAACUCAGGUGGACGUUUCUUUGAUGAAUCAUCGAGGAUGGACGACAGUAGAACGAUGCUUGAUCCCAUUCUGGCCACGGACGAUGACGAUGGCUUCCGACCACUUCGUACGGUUCCAGCAUUCAGUGUACAUCUACUAGUAUCGAGCUGUAUUUCAUUGACCGGUAUUGUACUUGCUGCAACUUGGGAAGACAGUCGACGAUGUGAGGCUUACUUCAUAAUGCUUUACCUCCGGGCUAUUUUUUGGAUCUUUACUUAUUUGUUCGAUCAUUAUGUGCGAAGUCACCACGAAAAACUUCGGCUAAAUGGUUAUCACGAUUUUCACCGUUCGACCGAACAACAUAAAGGGAUACCAUUGCAGAUUGUGUCUCUGUGGAAUACGUUCCUGCUCGGAAUACAAACGCUUAUUCAGCACUACUACGGAGACGCAUUUGGUGAAAAGUGCAUCGCUGUGGGAUUGCUGUCACCCAUCAUCUACAUUUCUGCGUUCUCUGGACUGGAAACGAUAGUGCUCUGCAUUGUCAAUGGAAGCUACAUAACAACUGUACGGCGUUUCAAUCGUACUGCAUCGCCACCGGAUGCCUUGCAGGAUAAUCGAGGCUUCAGCGGUGGUUCCCUUGGACUUACCCAACGUGGUCUUAGCACUGCAGAGCUGCUUGAGAAACAGGCUGAUUUGAUCAAGUAUUUGAAAGAUCACAAUUUGAAGCUAAACCAAAAGAUAAUGCAGAUGAAUGCACAGGUACGAACAGUCACGUACCCGGGAUAGGUCGGAACGCGCAACUACUUCGAUAGGAUAAGAACAGGGUAAAGAAGAGUUUCUUUGUUGGCCAACCAGUGCAGUAUGCACUGGCAAAAAUUGUAACAAAAUUGGACUGAUCAAUAUUAUACAAGCAUUAUGUAACUGCAUACUUACCCCAUCAUGUUUUGUUUAAAAGUUUGGUUUCAUAGUGAUAAUAAGAUAGCAGUUUUCUCUGCGUUUCUUUACGUUGUUUUUUGUCAUGUCAGAAAUUACUGGCAAAAGGAAGGAAGAAAGCAGUACAUUUUGCAAUAGCUGUAUUUAAGAAAAUUCUAAAUGAGUGAUAAACAAAGUUGUUUAAUAAAACAAUGCGGA